CACCCCAAAACACACGGGCGACCUUUUUAAAGUUGCGUCUACUCUCAGUUUUUUAGGUUGCAAUCCUAUUCACUCCCUGUGCUUUCCUUUCCCAACUCACAUUUGAAUUAGGUCUUAAUUUGUCAUAACAAAGAUGUUGUUGACCGAAUCAUCUCGGGAGGAAAAUGUUUACAUGGCCAAGUUGGCCGAACAGGCUGAACGAUAUGAGGAAAUGGUAGAGUUCAUGGAAAAAGUUGCGAAGACAGUUGAAGUCGAGGAGCUGACAGUGGAGGAAAGGAACCUCCUCUCUGUUGCUUACAAAAAUGUGAUUGGGGCUAGGAGGGCUUCAUGGAGAAUUAUCUCGUCCAUUGAGCAGAAGGAAGAGAGCAGGGGAAAUGAAGAUCAUGUAGCGAUUAUUAAGGAUUAUAGGGCAACAAUUGAAGCAGAGCUCAGCAAGAUUUGUGAUGGGAUUCUAAGCCUUCUAGAAUCACAUCUUAUUCCCGCAGCCGUAAUUGCUGAGUCUAAGGUGUUUUACCUCAAGAUGAAAGGUGAUUACCACAGGUACCUAGCUGAAUUUAAGACUGGACCUGGUAGGAAAGAGGCUGCAGAGAGCACUUUGUUGGCUUACAAAUCUGCUCAGGACAUUGCUCUUGCUGAACUAGCUCCUACCCACCCAAUAAGGCUGGGGCUUGCUCUUAACUUCUCUGUCUUCUAUUAUGAAAUCCUUAACUCACCAGACCGUGCUUGCAAUCUUGCAAAGCAGGCUUUUGAUGAGGCUAUCUCUGAGCUGGAUACGUUAGGUGAAGAGUCAUACAAGGACAGUACAUUGAUCAUGCAACUUCUCCGAGACAACUUGACUCUGUGGACUUCUGAUAUCACGGAUGAUGCUGGAGAUGACAUCAAGGAAGCAUCAAAGCGUGAAUCAGGGGAAGGGCAGCCGUGAUGAAUUCAUCAUAGAAGAUGUGCUCUGUACUAUUCAGUCUGUGACCCUAAUAUAGAUGCCAUUUGGGUUGUUGUAUAAGUAUUUACUUAAUGAAGUCGAACAUCUUUAGUGCGGGUGGUGCUCAGGGUUGAAAUGUUCCCAAAUUAUAAUUUGUUUUGUUUCAAUCUGGUUUGCUUCCUUCAAAUAUUUGUUUUUCCUAUAUUCUUCAAUUUGACCCAUUUUAAGUGCCA
Molecule: messenger RNA, 1152 nt
Organism: Vitis riparia (riverbank grape)
Lineage: Eukaryota; Viridiplantae; Streptophyta; Magnoliopsida; Vitales; Vitaceae
Product: 14-3-3-like protein A
Exons: 5
Coding region: 134-922 (262 amino acids)
Biological process (GO): signal transduction
Cellular component (GO): cytoplasm
Source: RefSeq, a predicted model, not a curated record